Molecule: messenger RNA, 1804 nt
Organism: Mercenaria mercenaria
Lineage: Eukaryota; Metazoa; Mollusca; Bivalvia; Venerida; Veneridae
Exons: 4
Coding region: 120-998 (292 amino acids)
Molecular function (GO): protein binding
Source: RefSeq, a predicted model, not a curated record
UUCCUGGUUGGUUGUGACAUACACUUAAGAUUAUAUUACUUAUUUACUUUGCUAUAUAUCUAUAAACCUGAUCAAUAUAUCUAUUCACUUUUAAAAUAAGGACGAAAAUUUAAAGAACCAUGCGAAUCUUAAUAUUUGUUUCUCUAGUAAUUGGGACUUACGCUUUAGCACAUACAGAAUUAAAAACUGACAUGAAAUGCGAACCGUAUAGGGCUUACAUUAUCUGGGAUAUGUACAGAGAUGAGGGAUCAUUUUAUGAUCAAAGAACAACUAUAUCAAAACUUAUAAAUGCGUUGUCACAGGGCUCAGUAAUACGUUUGUCUGUGGUUGGCGCAACAUUAAACCGUACCUAUAAUUUUAUAAAAGAUGAAUUGAAUUCCAGCUGGACGGAAUUGAUAGUUCAGAUUAAACCGGGAAAUAUACGUCACAAAAUCCCAUACAAAGUUCUGAAGACAGAAGUUUCUGAUACAUUAACUCACAACAAUAGUCUGAGAAUGGCAGAGGAGUUUUUCUUGGUUGUGAAUGGAAGAUCAAAGUUAGAAAAACAGAAGAAGACACAGACAGUGAUGAAAGGAAAAAAGACAUAUGUUGUGUUCGCAGGAAACGGAGAGCUACCGGAUGUUUGGGCAGAGAUUGCUACGGACGAAAAACAUGUACUAGAGGACUUUGGACAAACUGACCUGGGAACAUUUUUGAGUAAUGUUUGUAAAGACUCUAGACUGUAUUGUGACACGAAUAGGUACUGGCGUGACAGCAGCACGUGUUAUAGAUGUUCGUUUAUAUGUACUACAACACCCUCUGAAUAUUGUCAGUUGGCAUGUCCAUACUUUGAACGGAAGACUGGAUGUGCUGGCAUUUCAUAUAUGGCAACUGAGUGUAACGAUCGAUUAUACAUCGUGAUGGUUCUCUCCAUAUUUAUGACAGUUCUACUAUUUUUGAUUGUUUUAAGUAUAUGUCUUGAUCUGAAGAUUAAGUAUCUUUGUAAAAGACACCGUUAAAAGAAUGAUAUUUAUGAUACAGCCAACAAAACAUUGCUACACACGGAUGAACAGGAGGACAUUCCACUGGAAACGUUAAAAAAGACAAAAAAGGCAAAAACAAUAUAAAUAUUUGAUCGGCUAUGCUAUUUCUAACAGAAUGAAAACUAUAAAAGUGAUAUAGAGAAGAAAGUAGAUGUGAUAAGCCAUGUAUUCCUUGUGAUAUCGUAUACUAGUACUUUCCAGUGGCAAUAAGAACAUGUUUUCAGCAUGUGAAUCGCCAAUAAUUUGAACUUGCAUGAAUAAAAAUUAUUUUCUGUAAUGGAGACCUUUAUCUUGAUUAUUAUUCUUUUUAGAAAUUAUAAUACAUAUGUAUACUGAGAAUAUCUUAUUGGCAAAGAGAAAGAUGCAUAGAGGAACUGUUUCACUUGACAACAUAUGUUUUAUGUAGCAUAUUCUUUGACAAUCUUUUGUUUUAUCAAUAAACAUAUGGUUUGUUUUCUGUUGGUGGUAUUAAAAUACUUAUCACACGUACAGUUUAUAUUCUAGACGAUACCAUUUUUCUUCCCUUAAAAAGUGCUUAAAUGAAAAGCGUACUUGUUUUUAUUUUAUUUCUUUUGAUAUCGGAAGAAUACGGCAUGCAAGAAAAAAAUCUAUCACUGGGUGAAGGUAUGAAUGGAAAUAUCCAGCUCUUAACUGUUUUGAUGUAACUCGAGUCUCGUUACCGCAUAACAACCUGGAGUCAGAUAUUUCCAGCAGCACCUUUAGCCAGUGUAUUAUAGGCAUACUAAUCAUGUCUUUUGUGUGCGGUUAGAUCUAAUAACAAG